Molecule: messenger RNA, 615 nt
Organism: Erythranthe guttata (spotted monkey flower)
Lineage: Eukaryota; Viridiplantae; Streptophyta; Magnoliopsida; Lamiales; Phrymaceae
Product: sm-like protein LSM3A
Biological process (GO): mRNA splicing, via spliceosome
Molecular function (GO): RNA binding
Source: RefSeq, a predicted model, not a curated record
AAUUUAAGGACUAGGGUUUUAGCGAGACCAACAACUGCAGUGAAAUUCAAAUCAAAGAGAAGAAAAAAUGGGGAGCGAAGAGGAGAGCGCGGUGAAGGAGCCGUUGGAUCUCAUUCGUCUCAGCCUCGACGAGCGCAUCUAUGUCAAGCUCCGCCAUGACAGAGAGCUUCGCGGCAAACUUCAUGCUUAUGAUCAGCACUUGAAUAUGAUUCUAGGUGAUGUGGAAGAGAUUGUUACAACCGUGGAGAUUGAUGACGAAACAUAUGAGGAAAUUGUCAGGACUACAAAACGCACAGUUCCGUUUCUAUUUGUCAGAGGGGAUGGUGUCAUAUUGGUUUCACCUCCAUUGAGAACAGCCUGAUGCAGAGCAUGAAGUGCAGCUUCUUCAAGACGGUAAUCGGGAGUAAUUUUGCUUGAAUUUUUCAGAGCUGAAUAGGUAAUCACAUCACACAUUAGAACCGGCUACUCCCACAUCACACAUUAGAACCGGCUACUACAACAUCACCCAUUUUGUACUAUUUUGUUGGCCCCGACGAUGUAAGUAAUGUAAUGUAUAACAGGGCAAAACUUUCAUUUGUCGUAGACCAAGUCUCAACAACUCUGUUUUGAAAAAAA